Quercus lobata is the source of this 3079-nucleotide messenger RNA. It is a transcript of the gene DBE1, whose product is annotated as debranching enzyme 1. The record is from RefSeq and is a predicted model, not a curated record. Gene Ontology annotation, molecular function: isoamylase activity. Gene Ontology annotation, biological process: starch biosynthetic process. Bases 281 to 2944 code for a protein of 887 amino acids. The transcript has 2 exons. Lineage: Eukaryota; Viridiplantae; Streptophyta; Magnoliopsida; Fagales; Fagaceae.
GUAGUACCAUUAACGAACGCUCGUGACUCGUGCACUAGUUCCAACCAAAUUCUCCAAAUCUCUAUCACUAUCAGCUUACUCCGUUGUGCGGUGACAAGUGACAACACAAACUCUCUCUCUCUCCCUCUCUGACUCUCUUUCUCAUCUAAUGGAAAAUAUCAGCUUCUCACACUGAGGAAACCCCAUGAUAAAAAACUUUCAAAUUUAGGAGGAUAAUCUUCUUCACGCUUGCAAACAUCUUACCCUCUUUCUUGUUUGGGAUAUGCUUGUUGGACAAUAGAUGGCAACUCUUCCACCAUCACUUGCAAUACAGUCCUGCUAUUUGAAGUGUAGAAUCAGUGAUGUUUCUAAAUCGUCACCUGCCUGUCAUUAUAUAUAUAGAAACCACAUCAGAUAUGGCUUUGAAAAAAUGGAUUUGGAAAGAAGGCUAAUUUGUGAUGAAGUUUCACAGAAUGUGGUGAAAUCUUCUUGCCGGCAUCUUAAUUCAAGAUUCUUUGCUACAUCACGAGUUUUGGUUGAGGAAAUUGAACAGAAAGACAGUACAAUUACUGAAGCUGAUAAUCAGGAAAAGGCAUUAACUUAUCUAUUUUGGACAGAAGUUGGUGGUCAGGUGAAAGUUUUUGUUAGAAAGACAAGUGUCAAAUAUGCUGUGAAUAUUGAAGUUUCAUCGUUACAACUACAAAGCAUUGAUGAUAGACUGAUAUCAAGUUGGGGCAGGUACAGAGCUGAUUCGUCAAGUUUCAUACCUCUGGAUGUUCAAAGUUCAGUUCCAGAUUCUAGAACCUCAACCAGUGAAACCCCAUUCACACAGACCUCUGCUGGCAGGUUUGCACUUGAGUUAGAGUUUGAAGCAAAACAAAUUCCCUUCUAUCUCUCAUUCAUUUUAAAAUUACCAUCAGAUUCUGGCUCCUGUGGCUCAGAAAUUAGAAGUCAUAGGAAGACAAAAUUUUGUGUGCCAGUUGGUUUUCGUAAAGGUUAUCCAGCUCCAUUGGGUCUCUCCUUUUCACCUGAUGGUUCCAUGAACUUUGCAAUUUUUUCAAGAAAUGUAGAAGGUGUAAUUUUAUGCUUCUAUGAUGAUGCAAAAGCAGAUGAACCUGCUUUAGAGCUUGAUCUAGAUCCAUACAUCAAUCGAUCUGGUGACAUCUGGCAUGCCUCAUUUGAAAGUGCAUGGACUUUUGUGAGCUAUGGUUAUCGGUGCAAAGGGUCUCUACUUCAGAGAAACAAUAAUAAAUUUGAUGCAGGGCAAAUUAUUUUGGAUCCAUAUGCUAAGAUUAUUGUAAAUUCUAUUCCUAGUAGUGAUGGAUCUCAGAAGUAUCUUGGACAACUAUGCAAGGAACCUGGUUUUGAUUGGGGUGAUGAUACUCAUCCUUACUUACCAAUGGAAAAACUAGUGGUGUACCGGUUAAAUGUGAGGCACUUUACGGAGCACAAAUCUAGCCAGCUAGCUACUGAUGUAGCUGGGACCUUCAUUGGUUUGACAGAGAAGUUGCAGCAUUUUAAAGAUCUGGGCAUGAAUGCUGUUUUACUGGAGCCAAUUUUCUCGUUUGAUGAGAAAAAUGGACCAUAUUUUCCUUGUCAUUUCUUUUCACCCAUGAAUCUGUAUGGACCUUCUGGUGGUUCUGUAUCUGCUAUUAACUCAAUGAAGGAGAUGGUAAAAAAAUUGCAUGCCAAUGGGAUAGAAGUUUUGUUGGAAGUUGUUUUUACUCAUACUGCUGUCUCUGGAUCGCUGCAAGGCAUUGAUGAUAUAUCCUAUUAUCAUGUGAAUGAAGGUGAGGAUUUGGAAGCAACAAAUUAUUUGAAUUGUAAUUAUCCUAUUGUGCAACAAUUGAUUUUGGAUAGUCUGCAACAUUGGGUGACUGAGUUUCAUAUUGAUGGAUUUUGUUUCAUAAAUGCUUCAUCUUUGUUGAGAGGGUUUCAUGGAGAAUACUUGUCUCGCCCUCCCUUGGUUGAAGCAAUUGCUUUUGAUCCACUACUCUCAAAGACCAAAAUCAUUGCAGAUUGCUGGGAUCCACAUGACAUGCUACCAAAGGAAACUCGUUUUCCUCAUUGGAAGAGAUGGGCAGAAAUUGAUACAAAAUUUUGUAACGAUGUGAGAAAUUUUUGGAGGGGUGAGGGUCUUCUAAGUGACCUUGCGACACGGCUUUGUGGGAGUGGGGACAUCUUUUCAGAUGGACGAGGCCCAGCAUUUUCUUUCAAUUUCAUUGCUAGAAAUUUUGGAUUAACUGUUGUGGACUUAGUCAGCUUCAGUAAUGAUGCAUUAGCUUCACAGUUAAGUUGGAAUUGUGGGGAAGAAGGACCUACAGAUAACACCACUGUCCUUGAAAGACGGCUUAAACAAAUCCGUAAUUUUCUCUUUGUCCUGUAUAUUUCAUUGGGUGUUCCUAUUCUUAACAUGGGAGAUGAGUGUGGCCAAUCUUGUGGUGGUUCCCCUGCAUAUGGUGAUAGAAAACCUCUUGAUUGGAAUACUCUAAAAACGGGUUUUAGUAUUCAAACCUCGCAAUUCAUCUCAUUUUUGAGUUCGUUGAGAAUGAGGCGAAGUGAUCUUCUUCAGAAAAGGAAUUUCCUGAAAGAAGAAAAUAUUGAGUGGCAUGGAAGUGACCAGUCUCCUCCUAAAUGGGAAGAUCCAUCAUGCAGAUUCCUGGCCAUGACAUUGAGGGCUGAUGAAGUGGAGAGCCCAUUGAACUCUGAAUCUUCUUCCCAUGUAAGGAGGGGUGAUUUAUUUAUUUCUUUCAAUGCAGCUGACCAUUCAGAGUGUGUUAUUCUACCCCAACCCCCAGAAGGGAUGUCAUGGCGCUGUUUGGUUGACACAGCUCUUCCAUUCCCAGGGUUUUUUUCAACCAGUGGUGAACCCCUUCCUGAGCAGAUGGCAGAAUCAGUUGCUUAUGUGAUGAAGUCUCACAGUUGUGCUCUAUUUGAAGCUAGCAGCAGCCCAAAAAGUAACUGAAAAUUUCCCAGACCUACUCUUCCCCUUCCACAAUGUAAAGUUAGUAACUGUGAGAGGUUGAACCCCUUUGUUGUAUAAUAAUGUAAUAAUAAAAUUGAAGUGCAGCAGAUCAUAAUGUUCUUUUAGUAGUCAAUA